Molecule: messenger RNA, 369 nt
Organism: Prorocentrum cordatum
Lineage: Eukaryota; Dinophyceae; Prorocentrales; Prorocentraceae
Source: the annotation of a GenBank genome assembly
AUGGCUCCCAUGGGAUACUUCACCGAGCAGGACGAGUUGGAGAGCAACACGACAACGGAAGAGUCGAAGCUGCCCGAGAGCGGCAUCACCCCAGAGACCCCACUGGCCUUGGCGAAGACUCCAGUGGAGGAGGUGGCAGCGCUGAAGAAGCGAGGGCGGGCUGUGGGGGCCCGAGAGCCCCAGCCGUACAGCCUGCACACGCCGCGCUCCGACCUCUACGGGACGCCCCGGCUCGAACGGUACGGGACGCCCCGGCUCGACCCCUACGGGACGCCCAGGAGGUACUCCGGCCCGAGCCCGCGGAGCGGCAGCCCGAGCCCCCGGCCGGACCUGCUGAUGCUGAGGGACGCGCCGCGGCCGGUCGUCUGA